Messenger RNA from Volvox carteri f. nagariensis, 1182 nucleotides. RefSeq lists its product as uncharacterized. The transcript is spliced from 11 exons. Bases 1 to 1182 code for a protein of 393 amino acids. Lineage: Eukaryota; Viridiplantae; Chlorophyta; Chlorophyceae; Chlamydomonadales; Volvocaceae. The record is from RefSeq and is a predicted model, not a curated record.
AUGUGCACAGCGAUCAUCGCGGCUGUCUUCCUCGCCUGUCUGUGCUUAGUAGAUGCCAGGACCACACAAGAUGUGCACUUAUUGCGCCGCAUCACCCAAGCUAGUCGUAUCCCAGCGGCUUCGUACUGCGCCCUUCGUGACUUCCCACCAAAGGGCGGGUACGGCGCAAGCCGUAUGUACUGCACCUGGCCUGUGUACGACCAUUACUGGAUGUGGCGAAUUAUCAAGGUGGACGGCAGCAGCAGUGGCGGCAGCAACAGCUUCAACAGCGGCGACAACGUCUACAUCACCAUCAAUAACCCGGUGCCGUACAAGUACUGUCAGCUGAAGUCCAAUGUGGAGUGCGGUCACCAAAAUGGCACCGCCUUUACUAUCGAGAAGGCUUCUGGGACGGGCAGUAUCACUCUGGGAAGGGACGAUCUGGUGCUUCGUGUGAGGAACGGUUACUGUAGUCUGCGCGGGAGCGGACACAGCCAACAGAUUACUUGCGCCGCCAACCGCACCGGGGCCACCGUCUUCCAGGUCGCCGCAAGCUCCUUCGUGCAGGUGCAGCUCCAAAACAAGCUGUCACGGAGCAACUGCGGCGGUUACUUUUACGGUGGUCUGGGUGCUCCGGCAACGGUCGGCUGUAGCAGUGGGAGCGGCGUGUUCCCGGGCUUCUCGGCCCUGCUGACAGUCGCCUUGCAGACUCCAGGGACGCCAGCCAUUGAGGCGGGCGCCAACGUGUCAUUCAAGGUGUACGACGACUGGCAAACGUACCACGUGGUGACCUGGAUGGAGAAGAACGCUACAGUUGACUUCGACUUGGAGACAACGUUAGGCAAUGCGCAGUGGUUUAGGAUGGAACGGCUUACCGGCCCGCCAGCGGGCGACCAGCUGGUCAAUGCCACACAGGUGGCGCUACGAAGCUCCCGUAGCAGUUUGUACUGCGGCCAAAAGCUAGCCAAUUCGACGGCUCUUACGUGCGAUCUGCCAGGUCCCCUUACGUUUCUGCCCGACGGCUACAAGUACACCUUUUACAUUGUUGGUUGGAUCUGCUACUCACAUCCCGCAAAUAUCAAGCUGGGCGUGCGUCCGAGGGCGGUUACCCACUCGCAGCGUCAACGACUCCAGAUAACUGCCGGUCGGGCAACACAGAAAACGGGGAACUUAAUUCAUAAAAAGGGGGUUUGGGGAGGAUGA